Cotesia congregata is the source of this 369-nucleotide messenger RNA. Lineage: Eukaryota; Metazoa; Arthropoda; Insecta; Hymenoptera; Braconidae. The record is from the annotation of a GenBank genome assembly.
UUCCCGCGCAUGUCUCUGAUGAGAAAAAAAAUUUUUCUCUGUCAGGUUGACGUUGAUUUCUGCUUCUGCUUCCGCUUUCUUUUACGCCCCUGCCUGCUCCACGAGGAACAAAUAAACAAAAUGCAGUUGUUUAUCCGCGGACAAGAGACUUUUGUAGUCGAAUGCCAAGAGCAUGAAAUUGUCUCCAAUCUUAAGGCUAAAAUUACCGAAGCCUGUGAUUUUGGAUCAACAGAAUUUGUUGAAAAACAAGAAAAAUCAAAGAAGAAGACUGGUCGUGCCAAGAGACGAAUCCAGUACAAUCGCAGAUUCGUUACUGUUGUACCAACUUUCGGACGUCGUCGUGGACCAAAUGCCAACCCUCAAUCAUAA